AUGGUCCCGCAGGAAGAGAUCGAGGAAAUGGCUCGCGACGUCCGCGCCAGUUGCAAGAUGGAGGAGCACAGCAUCGAGAGCUUGUGCUGGGACACACACGGUGUAACUUCGCUCAUGGCCUCUUGGAGUCCUUGGCCCGAUGAUUUUUGCUUUGGCAAGCUUGCCUUUGGUGCUUUUGGCUCUCAGCGGUCCGAUACUCGAAGCCCAGAGCCUCCGCUGCCUGGCCAGGGCCUAACCGGAGCACUCUUCGUGUUCGUGCCGCGCGUGCACUCGAAUGCGUUUUUUCAGUUCCUGGCAAGGGCACGGAGGGACACUUCUAGCUUUUGGACAUGGCGCUCGCAACUCAGGCGGGACUACUAUGCCUUGCUGGAUAUCCCUCGAUCCGCAACAACCCGGCAAAUUCGCUCGGGAUACCAGUGGGCUGCGGCAAAGUGGCAUCCGCAGAAGAAUCCGGGUGCGAAGGUAGAGGCGCAGUCGCGCUUCCGGGACAUUGCAGAAGCUUAUGAUGUGCUAAUAGAUCCGCUGAGACGACAGCAGUUCGAUGCCCAUGGAGAGGUCGGCUUGAAGAACCCGCCUCACGACGCAGAUUUCGAGCCUUACCAGUAUGUGGGCGAUCCCUUCGAGCUUUUCAACCAGUUCUUUUCCUCUGCCGACCCUUUGAGCGUGGCGUACGAGCCGGAAUUGGAAGACCUUCCAGUGCUGCCCUCCAUGCCAAAGGAGCCGACGAUCGAGAUGGAGAUCGAAUGCACCCUUGGCGAGCUCAAGGAGGGCAGCACCAGGUGCGUGGUGGUGGAGCGAACAAGGCUGGGCCCGGGCUUCAUUCCGUACCAGGAGAAGAAGCCAGUGACGCUUCCCAUCAGACCGGGCUGGCAAGCCGGAAUGAGGAUCAUCUUCAAGGGCGCUGGCAACCACAGUCAUAAGGACAACCAGCCUGGAGACCUGGCUGUUUGCAUCAGCCAGAAAGUCGAACUGGCAUGGUUGUAG
Molecule: messenger RNA, 984 nt
Organism: Symbiodinium sp. CCMP2592
Lineage: Eukaryota; Dinophyceae; Suessiales; Symbiodiniaceae
Source: the annotation of a GenBank genome assembly